CUCUCUUCUUCUCAACACAAGAUCGAGCCAAUUCUCAAUCGCCUCUUCUCUGGGUACUCAAAACAUGCAGAGAGACUAUAAUGGCAGACCCACCUUCUCGCAGAUCAUCGUGGCGUCUUCAAUAGGGUUGAUCAUCGCCGCAGCCAUGCAUUACAAGCUACGCAGGCUGAGAGACCGGAAAAUAGCCCCGCGCCUACGGUUGUCCGACUCCGGCAGGGUCAUAAAGCUUGAAAAGUUCUCCCAUUAUGUAGCGAGGCAAAUGGGAUUCAGCGACAGAAGAGAAUGCCCACAGCUAUGCAAAUUAGCUGCUGAAUACAUCACGAAGUGUGAAGGUUUCGAGGAUGACAUCUACACUUUCUUCUCGGGUGAGCCGGAUGCAGAUUCGCUCUUUGUGAAGCUUGUGGAAGAGCUUGAGAGGUGCAUCCUCAGCUACUUUGCAUUCCACUGGAGCCACGCUGAGAUUAUGAUCAGUCAGGUGAUGUUAAAAUAUAGCAUAAGUCUCUUUCGGAUUGCACCCUUUCAGGUCUUAAGUUGUGAUGCCGAGCCGAAGAAGAAGUUAAGGGACAUCGUCAUGAAGGCAACCAGACAACAAAGAUUCGAGACUGUGACGAAAAACCUAAAAGUGGCUAGAGUUUUCACAACAUUAGUGGAGGAGAUGAAGGCAAUCAGGGCAUCAAGUGAUGACUAUGAGUGCACCGAUGUAAUGGCUCCGGUGGCUCACUGCGAUCGGAGUCCAGUCCUCCUCUUCAUGGGUGGAGGGAUGGGAGCAGGAAAGAGCACUGUUCUGAAGGACAUUCUGAAAGAACCAUUCUGGGCAGGAGCGGCGGGGAAUGCAGUAAUCAUCGAGGCAGAUGCCUUCAAAGAAUCUGAUGUCAUUUAUAGAGCCCUUAGCUCCAGAGGUCAUGUUGACAUGCUGCAAACUGCUGAACUAGUGCACCAAUCAUCUACUGAUGCAGCAUCGUCAUUACUCGUCACAGCACUAAAUGAAGGACGAGAUGUGAUCAUGGAUGGCACGCUUUCCUGGGUGCCAUUUGUUGUGCAGACAAUAACAAUGGCUAGAAACGUCCACCGCCAUCGUUAUCGCAUGGGUGUUGGCUAUCGGAAAGGAGAAGAUGGGUCAGUGACCGAAAACUACUGGGAACGUAUUGAGGAAGAAGAACAGGAACAAGUUGGGGGAAAGAAGAGAAAACCAUACCGGAUAGAGCUAGUUGGAGUUGUUUGUGAUGCUUAUUUGGCAGUUAUCAGAGGAAUAAGGAGAGCAAUCAUGUGCAGAAGAGCCGUGAGGGUGAAAUCUCAGUUAAGAUCACACAAAAGAUUUGCAACUGCAUUUUUGACUUACUGUCAACUAGUGGAUAAUGCUAGGCUAUAUUGUACUAAUGCUCUAGAAGGCCCUCCAAAGUUGAUAGGAUGGAAAGACAGAGACAAGACAUUGUUGGUCGAUCCAGAGGAAAUAAGCUGUUUGGAAACAGUUGGCAGAUUGAACGAAGAGGCAGACUCCAUAAAUGAGCUCUACAGACGACCAAACCCAGCUUGUGAGGCUGGUUCAGUUUGGAAAGACAUUGUACUAUCACCUUCGAGGAUAAACAUACAGCAGGAGCUGAAGUAUUCAAUCCAGAAAGUUGAGAGAUCGAAGUGACUGAUUCACAAUGCAGGAGCUGAAGUACUCAAUACAGAAAGUUG
Molecule: messenger RNA, 1680 nt
Organism: Eucalyptus grandis
Lineage: Eukaryota; Viridiplantae; Streptophyta; Magnoliopsida; Myrtales; Myrtaceae
Exons: 9
Coding region: 65-1636 (523 amino acids)
Molecular function (GO): kinase activity; ATP binding
Source: RefSeq, a predicted model, not a curated record